This is a messenger RNA of Lutra lutra (Eurasian river otter), 699 nucleotides long. It is a transcript of the gene CGA, whose product is annotated as glycoprotein hormones, alpha polypeptide. The coding region runs from base 135 to 497 and encodes 120 amino acids. NCBI's taxonomy places the organism in Eukaryota, Metazoa, Chordata, Mammalia, Carnivora, Mustelidae. The record is from RefSeq and is a predicted model, not a curated record. Gene Ontology annotation, cellular component: extracellular region; follicle-stimulating hormone complex. Gene Ontology annotation, molecular function: follicle-stimulating hormone activity. Gene Ontology annotation, biological process: thyroid hormone generation; positive regulation of steroid biosynthetic process. The transcript has 4 exons.
AGCAGGACCUCUUCUUAAAUGACUGAGGUGGAUGGACCGAGAUAGAGGAGAGAGGCUUUCCCGGCCAAGUUGAGAAAACGCACCUUUUGUUGGAUUCACACCAUUCUGAUGUGGCUGGUGGUGGGAGGAGAGCCAUGGAUUACUACAGAAAAUACGCAGCUGUCAUUCUGGCCACAUUGUCUGUGUUUCUGCAUAUUCUCCAUUCCUUUCCUGAAGGAGAGUUUACAAUGCAAGGUUGCCCAGAAUGCAAGCUAAAGGAAAACAAAUACUUCUCCAAGUUGGGUGCCCCAAUUUUUCAAUGCAUGGGCUGCUGCUUCUCCAGAGCAUAUCCCACUCCAGCAAGGUCCAAGAAGACGAUGUUGGUCCCAAAGAACAUCACUUCAGAAGCCACAUGCUGUGUGGCCAAAGCAUUUACCAAGGCCACAGUGAUGGGAAAUGCCAAAGUGGAGAACCACACGGAGUGCCACUGCAGUACUUGUUAUUAUCACAAAUCUUAAAUGUUUUGCAAAAGAGCAUGUUGAUGACUGCUGAUUUCCUGGAGUGAAAAGUUAAUUUUUCAGUGUUUAUGGCCUUGUGAGAUAAAACCCCCUUUUUCCUUACCAUACUCCUUUUGGUGUGCUUCGGGUAUGUACUGCAGCUUUAUUGCCUUUCUCGUUUUCCGACAGUAUAAUCAGAAGUCUAGUUCUUUUCAUUUGGAGU